This is a messenger RNA of Cryptomeria japonica (Japanese cedar), 1446 nucleotides long. Its product is annotated as subtilisin-like protease SBT1.8. Gene Ontology annotation, molecular function: serine-type endopeptidase activity. Gene Ontology annotation, biological process: proteolysis. The coding region runs from base 1 to 1446 and encodes 481 amino acids. The record is from RefSeq and is a predicted model, not a curated record. The transcript has a single exon. NCBI's taxonomy places the organism in Eukaryota, Viridiplantae, Streptophyta, Pinopsida, Cupressales, Cupressaceae.
AUGGAACAAGCCAUUGCUGACGGCGUCCACAUCAUUUCUAUUUCAAUUGGGUCACGAGAUACGGCAUUUUACAAUGAUAACAGAGCUAUUGCAGCAUUUGGGGCCAUCGAAAGGGGUGUCUUUGUUUCUGCGUCGGCAGGAAACGGUGGGCCUUAUCCGUUUACUCUUGGUAACGUGGCGCCCUGGAUUACUACUGUGGGUGCGAGCAGCAUCGAUAGAGAUUUCCCUGCAUCUGUUGUUUUGGGCAACCAAGAGAUGUACAAAGGCAUUUCCACCUACAGCCGAGUAGAUGAUGCAACCUUGCAACGGCCUCUGCCAUUGGUGUAUGUCUCGACCAACGACAGAACAAGCUAUUGUGUCCCUGGCAGCCUUGCUCCCAAUUUGGUUAAGGGCAAAAUUGUGGUCUGUAAUCAAAUAUCUUCCUUCAAACAAGUGGCCCGAGCCGGGGGUGCGGGACUGAUUGGUGCAAACGAUGAGAGUUAUGGGUCACAGCAGGGCAUUACAAAUCGAAACACUCUGCCGGCUAUCAGCGUGAGUUUUACAACUGGAGAAAAAAUCAAAGCUUACAUCAAAAGCACCGGGAGUAAUGCAACGGCUACCAUGACUCUCAAAGGAUUGACGAUUGUGGGAAAGGAAACAAUUGCUCCCAUUGUUGCUGCCUUUUCUUCAAGGGGGGCGAGCAAAGAGUAUCCGCAAGUUCUCAAGCCGGAUAUAAUUGCACCGGGUGUGAACAUACUGGCAGCAUACGCCGGAAAGUUGCCCUCUAAGUUUCUUUCAGGGACUUCCAUGGCGUGUCCUCACGUCAGUGGCAUAGCAGCGCUGAUUAAAGCCAUACAUCCUACAUGGAGCCCUGCCGCUAUCAAGUCCGCUCUCAUGACGUCAUCCUACUUGACUGACAAUGCAGAGCAGCCAAUCACGGAUUCAUUUACAAUGAGAGCAGCCAAUCCCUUCGUGUUGGGCGCGGGUCACGUAAAUCCAAAUACUGCAGUAGACCCUGGACUUGUCUACGACAUGGUGCCUCAAGAUUACAUCACCUUCCUCUGCUCUCUCAACUACACCGAACAACAAAUUGCUCUUCUCACAAAGUACUCAGUUUCCUGUCCCAACUCCAGUUUGGAAGCCGGUGAUCUCAACUAUCCAUCCUUUUCCGUUAUGAUGAAAUCAGGGAGCAAUUCAGUUCAGGUAAAGAAGAGAACAGUGACAUAUGUGGGUAGAGAGGGUGAUGCAGUGUACCAAGUGAGUGUGAAGAACCCUGCUGGCAUCACUAUAAGUGUGGAACCGCAAACAUUAAAGUUCGGAAAAUCCUUGGAAACUGCCAGCUAUAAUCUAAAAUUCGAAGGCACAGUCGCUUCUCGUGGCUACACAUUUGGAGAGAUAAUUUGGAAAUGUAUCCAAGGAGGAUCACAGAUUGUGCGAAGCCCGGUUGCCGUAAGCAUCAAAGCUUGA